This is a messenger RNA of Adineta steineri, 618 nucleotides long. NCBI's taxonomy places the organism in Eukaryota, Metazoa, Rotifera, Eurotatoria, Adinetida, Adinetidae. The record is from the annotation of a GenBank genome assembly.
AUGGAACCAUUUUCCGGAAAUACAUUAUCGAUUCUUGUACUUAUAAGUGCUAUAUUAGCAGGUAUAGCAUUUAUAACAGUUUCUUUUCUUAUUAUUUAUUUAUUAUGUAUGCGAUAUCGUCGUUCAAAUACUAUUAGCCCUACAGAUACUCGUUCAAGGACAUCAUCUGCUUCAUCUGAUAGUCGAACAUUAUCUGUAUCCUCCAUAUCUUCAUCAGUAUCAUCAGUAUUAUCAACAACUUUACCAAUUCCAGUAAAAAGUCCAGUGAUCAAAUCUCCUAAAAGAAAAGUUCAACAACAACAACAACAACCACCGCCACCACCACAAAUACGAAAACAUCAUUCUGAUUCAAUUACUACUAUUGAUGAAUAUUCAUCUGAUAAUCAAAAUAGACAUCAAUCAGUAUAUAAGCAUAAUGAAAAUAACGAGACGAUAGUACAAAAUGAAAAUCGAAUAUAUAAUCAACGUCAUCGACAAAGACGAGAACAAUCGUCACAACCAACAACAAAUGUUCAGUUUAAUGAUCGACAUACACCGUAUCCACCUGAUGUUCUUGCACGUGAACGAGUUAUGAUGAAUUAUCUUCAUAUUCCAAAAGCGAAUGGUUUUAUUCUAUAA